Molecule: messenger RNA, 2905 nt
Organism: Esox lucius (northern pike)
Lineage: Eukaryota; Metazoa; Chordata; Actinopteri; Esociformes; Esocidae
Product: transmembrane protein 87A
Exons: 19
Coding region: 14-1825 (603 amino acids)
Biological process (GO): retrograde transport, endosome to Golgi
Cellular component (GO): Golgi cisterna membrane; Golgi apparatus
Source: RefSeq, a predicted model, not a curated record
AGUUCACAUUCGUAUGAUCUCUAUACUUUGUAUUUUGAAACGUGGAAGGAUAAGACUACGCCUCUAUCGUCUUGACGUAGCACUCUCGCUAAACCGAACCCGGAACUGGUUCGUAGAUAGUACACAAAUGAAAAUGCCAGAUGUCACGGUGUAUUUGUCAUGUUGGUUGUUUUUAAUUUCAAUUUUGCAUUCAGGGAUUCGGGCAGAGGUGUCGCUAUGGAAUAUCCACAUAAACUCCUCUCAAAAUGUCGUCUUCAGGAGGACUUUGUAUGCCAACACAACUAUCUUCAUGAAUUUCCAGGAUGACCUGGGAUCAUGUGACCCUGGCCUGGCGUUCAACAUCAGCUGGUACCUCCGUUCCUCCAUCUGUUACAAUGAAGUCUUUAACACUCCAGACAACAAGGCCAUUAACAUGUUCGGCCUGGACCACAUGCUGAAGGAUGACUGGAGCGGAUACUACAGCCAGGGAUACCUGUACUUCGACAACUGCUCUUCCCUCUUCCUGCCCAAGGUGUUCUAUACAGACUUCAGCACACACCAGCCUCUCACCAGCCCACACAAUGACGAAGGCAGUACAUCCAAUCAGACUGCUCCACAGGGCUGGCUGGAGAAGCCGGAAAUGGGUGCAGUGGCGAAGGCGUGGGCCGACAGCCCCUACCUGUUCAUAGUGAAGGUGCAGCCGCAGCAGCGAGGUGAUGCCAGCGGAGGGCGCCAGGGAGCGGAGGAGGAGGAGUCUAACGAUGCCCAGGGCAACUUUGCUUUCACCAUGACAGUGGAGAUGAAAGGACCUCGGCAGUACUCCUCCCCUGCAGACUGGCCCCUCAUGAUGUUCUUCAUGGUGAUGUGCAUUGUGUAUGUGUUUUUCGGGGCACUGUGGCUGUUCUGGCUUGUGUGUUACUGGAGAGACCUGUUGAGGAUCCAGUUCUGGAUUGGAGGGGUCAUCAUCCUGGGGAUGCUGGAGAAAGCCGUCUUCUACUCGGAGUACCAGAACAUCCGUUACAAGGGGGACUAUGUACAAGGUGCGGUGGUCUUUGCUGAGCUGCUUUCUGCCCUGAAGAGGUCUCUGGCUCGGAUCCUUGUGCUCAUCGUCAGUUUGGGCUAUGGCAUCGUCAAACCCAGGCUGGGCACAUCAGUUCACCGGCUGGCAGCAGUGGGCCUACUCUACCUGCUGUUCUCCUCGGUCGAGGGAGUGCUGCGUGUCACAGGAGGAUUCUACGGGACCGUAGCGCUGGUGGCUAACCUUAGUCUGUCCCUCAUCGACUCCUGUGUGAUGUGGUGGAUCUUCAUUAGCCUCUCCCAGACCACUCGCCUGCUGAAGCUGCGUAGAAAUGUGGUGAAACUGUCUCUGUACCAGCACUUCACCAACACUCUCAUCUUUUCUGUUUUGGCGUCUAUUAUCUUCAUCAUCUGGACAACCAAAGUCUUUAAGAUGGUGGACUGCCAGACUGGCUGGAGGGACCUGUGGGUGGAUGAUGCCUUCUGGCGUCUGCUCUUCUCCACCAUCCUGCUGGUCAUCAUGGUGCUUCUACGACCUUCCGCCAACAGUCAGAGAUUCUCUCAUUCCCCUCUGUUGGAUGAAGAUGAUGAGGAAGAUGAAGCCAAGGAGCCCAUGCUUAAUGAAGCCUUUGAGGGCAUGAAGAUGAGAGGCACAAAGAUAGAAACAAACGGAUCCCAGUCACAGAAACUGCUCAGCAAAGAGGAUGAAGACCUGAAGUGGGUUGAGGAGAACAUUCCCACCACUGUUGCUGAUGUAGCCCUCCCUGUUAUGCUGGAUGAGGAGGAGGAAAUUCUCAAAACCAAGAUGGAGAGAUCCAAAAUGGAGUAGAGAGAUGAAGAAUGAAAGAAGUACGAAGCACAGCGAUGGUUGGUUGGGUGGAUGGAUGGUUGGAUGAACAUUGUGUUUAUGUUUGCCCUGAAUGAAGUGACAGGUGACAUCCCUAUAUUUAUGUACAUUAUUUUUCUUCAUUUUAAGCACCGCCAUGCAGCGCUAAUAAGCUCUAUGGCUCUUUCCCUAUGUCACCCUAUUCCCUAUGUCGUGUAUUACUACUGACCAUGGUCCAGGUCUAAAGUAGUCCACUAUCUAGGGUAACAUUUGGGACAGAGCCUAUUGUACUUUAUUCUAAUGAGAGAGAGCAGGCAAUGGGUUGCAAAUUACAGUACUUGCUCAAAUUGGACUGGUAAAUUUAAACCAGUGUGGGGACUAGAAGGACAGAUACUUGAAGACAGCUGAGGAGUGGAUCGUCUGGGCUGAAAAUACUAUACAGGAGUGUGAUGUCUUACGUUUGUGAACAUGUUGAAGAUUUUUGAUCUGGUCAAUCUGGUUGUCUCCCAAAUGACACCAUUUACCCUAAGUAGUGCACUUCUUUUGACUGUCCAAAGUGAUGCACUAUGUAGGGGAAAGGGUUGCCACUGAUUUAGUGCCACCUGUUUGUAAUAAUAUUGACACACACACACCUUAAAAUCUUCUCAAUUUGUCUGAUAGUAGCUAAUAUCUGUUAUUGUUGCACUUUAUUGUGUAUUUCACCCUUCUGUCACAUGACUUUAUUUUGCCACUCAAUCCCAAGAGAAUUCACUUGAAGAGCCAUCACUCCCAGUGCAAUCUACUGUAACAUGUUUCAUUAUGCACAGGCUGUUUACCACUAAUUGGGAUUUUGACUAACUAGAUCCGUUGCUAAUUAUUAGGAGGGAAAACAUGAAUUGGUAAGCCUGUGUAAUUGUGCAAAUGUGGCUGGGCAAGGCCAAUUAACUUAUUCUUUAAUGUUUUUCUUUUUUGUUUAUUUGUCAUACAUCGCAGAGUUUUUGAUUUUGUCGCAGGAAAUGUUACGGAACAUUGUGAUUUCUUUGUAACGUUAUUGUAUGGGGUUUUUGUUGUUUAUUCUAAGAUUAAAGUUUAUAUUAAACCCUA